UCAGCAGCAAGUGAUCUGAUCCCUGCUUUUGUGUGACUAUGGGAGUGAGAAUACAGACAAUGCAAGGCGCACUCUGCUGUACUGUGUUCCUGCUGCUUCUGGGAAAGGGGGGUUUGGGACAGACAACCAGGGUUCGUGCCAUGCCAGGGGAUCAGGAGCUUCUCUGGGGCUCAGACCAGUAUGACUUCGCUAUUGUGCUGCCAGCUUCUGGACUGGAGUGCUUCUGGCACUUUGCUCACUAUGGUGAGCACUUCUACCUCACUUAUAUGGUUCAGUGGGCAACAGGUGUGGCUAAUGCCAGGCACCUUUCAGUCACUGUCAACUCUCCAGAUGGACACCUGGUGGCUACAACAGAUGAUGCUACUGGUCAAAUCAACUUCAAAACAGAGGAGACGGGUUUUUACCAGAUGUGCCUGAAUAACUUCCACAAUCGUUUUGGCAGUAUGCAAGUCUUCCUGAAUUUUGGUGUGUACUACAGUGAAGCAGAUGAGGCCCAGAAACAGAAGGAGAAGAAGAAAAAGGAAGAGGCCAGCAAAAAUCUGAAUGACACAUUAUCCACCAUUGAGGACAGUGCCAACAAGCUACAGGGCUAUACCUUCCACAUGUGGCGGUUUUACAACUUUGCACGCAUGAGAAAGGGUGCCGACUACUACCUGCUUCUCUCCAACUACAAUUAUGUUAACUGGUGGUCUGCUGUUCAAAGCAUAGUUAUCAUUGCAGCAGGCUACCUUCAGCUCUUCUUUCUCAAGAGGCUCUUCCAUACUAAAACAAACACGGAGACCAACAAGCCUCGUUGUUGAGAUCUCAUCAUGGGGCUUUUGCUACAGUCUUGUCUGUGAGUAUUCUUGCAUCUUGGAAUUUAGUACAACCCUAUGAGGAGUGUCAUUCAACUGUGUGAAGCAAUUAGAAUAAACCUUUUAUCCCUACCUUGCUCAUUUUCCUCAGAUGUACAAUGGAUUAGCGUUUCUCUUUCAGUGUUUUUAUGUAAUCUCCAUGUUAUCUACAGAUUGAUUAAAAUGUCUGUCACAUUUA
This is a messenger RNA of Anguilla anguilla (European eel), 1032 nucleotides long. RefSeq names its product transmembrane emp24 domain-containing protein 6-like. Gene Ontology annotation, cellular component: COPII-coated ER to Golgi transport vesicle; Golgi apparatus; endoplasmic reticulum-Golgi intermediate compartment. Gene Ontology annotation, biological process: Golgi organization; intracellular protein transport; endoplasmic reticulum to Golgi vesicle-mediated transport. The record is from RefSeq and is a predicted model, not a curated record. Lineage: Eukaryota; Metazoa; Chordata; Actinopteri; Anguilliformes; Anguillidae. The transcript has 4 exons. The coding region runs from base 39 to 800 and encodes 253 amino acids.